AUGGGAUGUGGCACCUCUGUCGCCACAGAAACACAAGGGAAAAAUGUGGAAACAGAUGAAGCAGUUAAGCCUCCCACCCCGGCUCUGACUAUGAAGGCUGCUGUUUUGAUCCAGCGAUGGUACCGCCGCUACAUGGCCCGUCUUGAGAUGAGACGCAGGUAUACCUGGAACAUCUUCCAGUCGAUAGAAUACGCCGGAGAACAGGACCAGCUACAGCUCUCAAGUUUCUUCAGUUUCAUGCUGGACAACUUCACUCAGCUUAAUGGAAACGGGCCAGACUUAAUCUCCCAGCUGUUGGAUCCAGUGGUCGACCCCUGGUUAGAUAGAGAGACCUGCUACAACCUUAUCCCUGUCCCAGACUCAUACACUGGGCCCCGAAUAUCGUUUCCUCUCUCCGUCUCUGAUACGAAUGCUCUGCUCAGCGCAUUUAAGGAGCAGCAGACUCUACAUGCCAGAUAUGUGCUGCAGCUGCUGUACGAGACCAAGAAACUCCUAAAACAUAUGCCCAACAUCAUCCACUUGUCAACAUCCUACACCAAAGAAAUCACCAUAUGUGGUGAUCUACAUGGGCGGCUUGAUGACUUACUUCUCAUCUUUUAUAAGAAUGGCCUUCCCUCUGCGGAGACACCAUAUGUGUUUAAUGGGGACUUUGUGGACCGUGGGAAAAAGUCCAUCGAAGUGGUCAUCCUCCUAUUCGCCUACCUUCUGCUUUACCCCGACUACAUGCACCUGAACCGAGGAAACCACGAAGACCACAUAAUGAACCUAAGGUGGAAAGGAAGAAGUAUAUGGUUCACAAAAGAAGUCAUGCAAAAGUACAAGACUCAUGGCCGUGAGAUCCUCCAGCUGUUUCAGGAUAUCUUCAGCCUUCUGCCGGUCGCGACGGUCAUUGACGGGAAGAUCCUGAUCGUUCACGGAGGGAUAUCAGACCAGACCAACCUGGACUUCCUCAGCUCCAUAGAGAGGCACAAGGUGAAAUCUGCCCUGAGGUUUCCCAGGUGCAGUUUGGAGCAGCUGGACAUCGGUCAGUCCUGCAGACAGGCAAAAAGAAUGAGAUCGACAGACAGCUCUCGUCCCAGCAGCAGUCGCAGCCACAGCAAGAACCAGAGAACCCCCAAUCUGAGAAAGAGGCGAUGCAGGGUCAGCCGACAAGACAGCGCCGCCUCCACUUCUUCCUCCUCCUCAUCGUCCUCAUCCUCCUCUUCGCUCUGCUCUCCUCGAACUCCAUGCUGCCUCUCACCUCGUCCAUGCCCGUCUUCUCCCAGCAUGCCUUACGCUAUCAGUGUCCUCCAAGUGCCUUUCCUGGACUCUCUGUCCUCUGUUCCCCCUCCUUCACCUCCACAACAUGAACGGGAAUGGAAACAGAUAGUGGAUAUAUUGUGGAGUGACCCUAAAACCCAAGAAGGCUGCAGUCCCAACACAUUCAGAGGAGGAGGCUGCUACUUCGGCCCUGACGUCACCCGGAGACUGCUGGUCCAGCACGGACUCCAGCUGCUCAUCAGAUCCCAUGAGUGCAAACAGGAGGGAUAUGAGCUCUGUCAUGGCGGACAGGUGAUCACUAUUUUCUCAGCCUCAAACUAUUAUGAGGAGGGAAGCAACCGUGGUGCCUACAUCAAACUGGGCAGAGAACUGGUUCCCCGCUUCUACCAGUACCAAGUCAGCCGCACAACACGCAAACUCACCCUAACUCAGAGGGUACGAGCUGCUGAAGGCUCUGCCCUCAGGGCCUUGAAGGAGAAGUUGUUUGCCCAUCGCUCUGAACUGAUGGCAGGCUUCCAGCAGUAUGACCAGAAUAACACCGGCAGUAUAUCAGUCAGUGAAUGGGCUCAGGUGCUGGAGUCUGUACUGAGACUGGACCUGCCCUGGAGGACACUCCGUCCACACUUAACUCGUCUGGCACCAGAUGGCAGUGUAGAGUAUCGGUCCUGCUUCGAGGAUAUGGGCCCAGAGAUUCCUCUGCCUCAGGUCACUCCAAACUUGGCUGAAACUCUGUUCAGAUACAGGACAGACAUUGAGAUAAUAUUCAACAUUAUAGACAAAGACCAUUCGGGUCUGAUCUCCACUGAGGAGUUUCGUCAUACCUGGCGUCUUUUCAGUGCCCACCUGGGUGUUGACAUCGACGACAGAGCCAUUGAUGACCUGGCACGAAGUAUUGACUUCAAUAAGGAUGGCAGUAUAGAUUUCACUGAGUUCUUGGAGGCCUUCAAAGUGGUACACAAACUGGACAACAAGGAUCAGCAUUUCAACGGAAAGACUGACAAACUAAUGGAGGAAGGAAUGUAG
Messenger RNA from Toxotes jaculatrix (banded archerfish), 2283 nucleotides. It is a transcript of the gene ppef1, whose product is annotated as protein phosphatase, EF-hand calcium binding domain 1. Gene Ontology annotation, cellular component: cytosol; nucleus. Bases 1 to 2283 code for a protein of 760 amino acids. Gene Ontology annotation, biological process: detection of stimulus involved in sensory perception. The record is from RefSeq and is a predicted model, not a curated record. Gene Ontology annotation, molecular function: iron ion binding; manganese ion binding; protein serine/threonine phosphatase activity. The transcript has 18 exons. NCBI's taxonomy places the organism in Eukaryota, Metazoa, Chordata, Actinopteri, Toxotidae.